Angiostrongylus costaricensis is the source of this 633-nucleotide messenger RNA. The record is from the annotation of a GenBank genome assembly. Lineage: Eukaryota; Metazoa; Nematoda; Chromadorea; Rhabditida; Metastrongylidae.
AUGGGUGAUAUGGAAGAUUCUAUUAAACUUGACGAUGACGACUUUCUUAGCACCACUGGGAAUAGCGCUGAUGCUGUAUUGCAGGAAUUGUCGUCAAUAGAACAGCAAAUGGAGGAGUUCGAGGAGGAACAAAGAAAGAUUAAGCAGAUGCAAAGUGAUAUCGAGGGUCAAAUGAAUCUUCCGAGAAGUAGCAAUGGUACAAACAGUCCUCUAAUUCUUUCUCCUGAGGAAAAAGCGGAAGCUGAUUCCCGUUCAGUGUACAUUGGGAAUGUCGACUACAGUGUAACCGCUGAGGAAUUAGAAAAGCAUUUUCACGGGUGCGGUUCAGUUGCACGAGUUACGAUUCUGUGCGAUAAGUAUACUGGUCAUCCAAAAGGAUUCGCCUAUGCGGAAUUUGCAGAUAAAGAGGGAAUGCAGAUGGCUCUAGCUAUGUCAGACAGUCUCCUAAAAGGACGGCAAAUAAAGGUUAUGGAGAAGCGCACCAAUCGCCCUGGUAUCUCAACGACGAAUCGUCCACCACGUGGGCGCGGUUACCGUGGACGAGGUGGCUUCGGAGGAGCUCCUCCGGGAUAUAUUAUCAAAUACGUACCUGUAGGUGGAUAUCGCCCUCGCGGAGCGCGUGGUCUUCGGUAA